ACUGAGCCUGCGCAGACCUCCCGUCAUGGCGGCCGCCUGAGCCCUGUGGUGAGGAGGUCUGGCGGGACUUAAGGUUGCGGUCGGCGUCAGGUGCUGCUGUCCCAUGAUUAAUGUGGAGCCUGGGCCAUGGUCGCCGGCUCCCGCCCCCACCAUGGAUGAAAUCACCUUCAAAAGUGACACCGUGCUGUCAGACGUCCACCUCUACACCCCGAACCAGAGACACCUCAUGGUGCGGCUGAACGGCAUGGGGCAGCCAGUUUUCCUGUCCCAGUUCAAGCUUCUGUGGAACCGAGACUCGGGGGUCAAGGGUGGCGAUGUCCGCACAGAAGAGACUCCUCCCACUGACGCAGGGUCCCCUCCAGGGAGUGGCUGCCACCAUGAGGACGUCUCCCUCCAGGCCAAGGCUGACACCAGCGGCCAGGAGGGGCUGGAAGCUCAGCUGGAUGAGGAUGGGGAUUUGGACGUUGUGAGAAGACCACGGGCUGCCUCUGACCCAUCAGGGCCCCUGAGAGACAAGGUACAUCCCAUGAUUCUAACGCAGGAGGAAGACAACGGCCUGGGAGACGAAGCCCGAGAGAGCAGCCCCCACGAUUUCAUCAAAAUAGAGCACACCAUGGCCACCCCCCUGGAGGAUGUUGGCAAGCAGGUGUGGCGGGGUGCCCUGCUCCUGGCAGACUACGUCCUAUUCCAGCGGGACCUCUUCCAGGGCCGCACCGUGCUGGAGCUGGGAGGGGGCACUGGGCUCGCCAGCAUUGUCGCAGCCACAGUGGCUCGGACCGUUUACUGCACAGAUGUCGGUGCAGAUCUUUUGGCCAUGUGCCAGCGGAACGUUGCCCUCAACAGCCACCUGACCGCCGCUGGAGGUGGUGUAGUUAAGGUCAAGGAACUGGACUGGCUGAAAGAUGACCUCUGCACAGAUCCCGAGGUCCCCUUUAGCUGGUCAGAAGAGGACAUCUCCGACCUGUACGGCCACACCACCAUCCUGCUCGCGGCCGAAGUGUUUUACGAUGAUGACUUAACUGAUGCUCUGUUUAAAACACUCUCCCGACUCGCUCACAAGUUGAAAAAUGCCUGCACAGCCAUCCUCUCUGUGGAGAAGAGGCUGAACUUCACGCUGAGGCACCUGGACGUCACGUGCGAGGCCUAUGACCACUUCCGCUCCUGCCUGCGCCAGCUGGAGAGGCUCGCCGACGGCCGGCUGCGCUUCGUGGUGGAGCCGGUGGACGCCUCCUUCCCGCAGCUCCUGGUCUACGAGCGCAUCCAGCAGCUGGAGCUCUGGAAGGUCUUUGUGGAACCAGUGAUGGGACCCGUCCCGUCUGCAGGCACAGCUCCUCGACUGCUCCUGUGAUGUUUCUAAUAAAAUCGGAAGUGUAACGUG
This is a messenger RNA of Camelus dromedarius (Arabian camel), 1378 nucleotides long. RefSeq names its product methyltransferase 22, Kin17 lysine (gene METTL22). Gene Ontology annotation, cellular component: nucleus. The transcript is spliced from 11 exons. The record is from RefSeq and is a predicted model, not a curated record. Lineage: Eukaryota; Metazoa; Chordata; Mammalia; Artiodactyla; Camelidae. Bases 104 to 1348 code for a protein of 414 amino acids. Gene Ontology annotation, molecular function: protein methyltransferase activity. Gene Ontology annotation, biological process: protein methylation.